This is a messenger RNA of Aspergillus melleus, 537 nucleotides long. RefSeq lists its product as uncharacterized. NCBI's taxonomy places the organism in Eukaryota, Fungi, Ascomycota, Eurotiomycetes, Eurotiales, Aspergillaceae. The record is from RefSeq and is a predicted model, not a curated record. The transcript is spliced from 3 exons. Bases 1 to 537 code for a protein of 178 amino acids.
AUGGAUGUCUUCUACGCCUACACAUACUCUACAGCCGGAUGGCUAGCUCUGCAGAGCGUCCCUCUGGUCACAGUCCCAGAAAUGAUGACAACCAUGUUAUCCGAGGAAACCAGACCGCCUACCUCGGUCGAGGUGUAUUUCGCCCGUUGUCUCGGCUUCAAUCUAUUCACGCUCGCCAUUUUGGUCGUGAUGUUGACGGGCUCCGUCCCCUUGACUUCCAGCGUUGUUGAACCAGUGACAACGGACGAUUCUGACCCCAAGGCUCCGUAUGCGGUGCCCACUUUGAUCGUGACCACCAUCUCCAACGGCCUCUCAGCAUUCUAUGCGUAUUCGCGCUGGACAACCUCUGACCAGGUCGCUUUUGCCAUCGGAAUGUCCGGAUACGCGCUGCUGGCAGCCGUGGGGCUAUGGUGCAUCCUUUUCGCGAGCAGUAACGGGAAAAUCAGCCGAAAGACAGGGGCCGACAAGAGAACCGCCGGAUUUCCGUUCAAGAACCAGGAGGCAGCCAAGAAACAUGCUGGGAAGAAGAGUUCGUGA